Messenger RNA from Pangasianodon hypophthalmus (striped catfish), 7386 nucleotides. It is a transcript of the gene gab2, whose product is annotated as GRB2-associated binding protein 2. The record is from RefSeq and is a predicted model, not a curated record. NCBI's taxonomy places the organism in Eukaryota, Metazoa, Chordata, Actinopteri, Siluriformes, Pangasiidae. The coding region runs from base 1030 to 3057 and encodes 675 amino acids. The transcript has 10 exons.
ACUGAUAAAUAAUUGCCUUAAAGUUGUGUUAUUUUCUUAAAUAUCACUUUGUCUAUGAUGCAGCAGUUACAGCAGUAAUUGUUAAUAUUGUUAGUAAGCAGUAACAGUGCUUAGUAACAGGGAAAGAUGGUCUACCAUUUAGAGGAGUUCAGUCUGUUUUUUUUCUAGAUUUUUGUUUUUGGUAGAUUAUUCUUCAUUUUCUUCAUUUUUCGAAAGUAGUUAUUUUUUCUAACCAAAAGAACCAAGCAAACAUACACACAAACAUAUCUAGCUUUGUACCAUUAAUUGAUAUUGAUUUUAACUGAAUUGGUAAAAACAAGCUGUAAAACUAUAGAGAAAAAAUAUAACCUUUCAUAAGGCUUUAUGGUUAUGAGCAAAAGUUACUUGGAAAUAAAAUAAAUACAGUGGGUUCUGGUUGCCAUAGUUACACGCGCAUGACUGUCAGCAGUAAGCUCCGCCCCCUUCCGAGGACCGUUUACAAAAUCCUAGUUUGAAUCCCCGCCUCGAAUUUUUUCCGGCCACGCCUCUUUGUGGCUGUGAUUCGCCAGAAAACAAUAAUCAACUGGCUGGGAGAAAGAGUGAUUUCACAGCAAGGCGUGUGUUUGUAGUCGGGACCCGGAGGCUGAGUGUUGCUACACUACACCCACAGACGCUCGGUUGUGUUGAGCGGGCGUGGUGUGGACGAUAAAGACUCUCCGCGCGAGAAUACUUCCUACACCGGGGUACAAGCCUGACUCUUCCUCCUCCUCCUCCUCCUCCUCCUCGCUCAGAGACAGGGUCCACAGCUGGUCCAGUUUACGCCGUGGUCCGUGUCGGGACGGCGCGCGUCUCCGAGCUCUCCGGACAAACUGCGCGCGCUCUCGCGUCACUAAAUGGGCCGGCGGAGUGCGUCGGUGUGCGCGCGCUUCUGCAUUCUCCCUAAAUGGACCUGCAUCAUCAUCAUCUGAUCAUACGAGCGUGUGUGUGAGUGUGUGAGAGUGAGUGCUGUUGUGAUCAGGCUUAUUUGGGAGAGAGAGAGAAAAAAAAAACAUGAGCGGCGGAGAAAUCAUCUGCCAGGGCUGGCUGAGAAAAUCCCCACCGGAGAAAAAACUUCGAAGAUACGCCUGGAAGAAGCGCUGGUUUAUCCUACGCAGUGGGCGCAUGAGUGGAGACCCAGAUGUUCUGGAGUACUACAAGAAUGACCAUGCCAAAAAGCCCAUUCGCAUCAUUGACCUACACUGCUGUGAGCAGGUCGACGCAGGACUCACUUUCAAGCGUAAAGAGUUCCAGGACAGUUUUGUGUUUGAUAUCAAAACAGCUGAACGAACCUUCUACCUGGUGGCAGAGACAGAAGACGAGAUGAACCGCUGGGUUCGUUCCAUCUGCCAGCUUUGCGGAUUCAACCAGUCUGAAGACAACCAUGAUGAUAGGCCAUCGACUACCCACAUGCUUCGCUCCAUGGCUGGUGAUCUCAGCGGUUCUCUGGUUCCUCUGCUUGGUGAACGCAAGACAACUGUGCCGUCACACUCUAGCCAACCAAUGCUGUUCACCUUCGACAUGCCAAUACGCCACUCCCAUGCUCCCCUGUCCAACAGCGCCCCCCAGGACUACCUCCUUCUUCACCAGUGCAUGAGCCGGAAGAGUGAGAGCACUCGGAGUGCCAGUUUCUCGCAGGCGCAGCGUGGCAGUCUGUUGUUGGGCAGUGACUCAGCAGUGCAGCGUCUUGCUCAUGGCGUUUCACAGUGUCUGAAUGGGACAAGUUCUCAGCUGCAUGGCUCCUACAGCCUCCCCAAAUCCAACAAACACCAACAGCUUGGGGUGCGUGCAGAUUCACCCCGCGAGGCCUGCUAUGUGCUGCCCCGAGCCCACAGUGCUGAGGAGCCUUCUGACCUGGAAUCUGAAGAAAUUUACACCUAUAAGACACCCUGUAAUGCCCUCGCCACUGCGCCCUUCAACGACCAGCGCCCUCCAGACAACUACGACCUGCCCGGCACACCUGGAUCUAUCUACCAGAUACCUCGCACAUUCGAUAGGAACCAUAAUGCUCUGACGCCCAACAGUGCAGAUUCAACGGGUGGUCCCCCACCACCCAGACCACCAAAACCCAGCCUGAACUCAGAGACACGCUGGGGAAGCCCUCAGUCCCUCGGAGGACAGAAUGGAGACGUGGCCAACAUGUCUGUCAUCCCACGAAGGAACACGCUUCCAGCUGUGGAGAACAUCAAGCUUCACAGAGGAUCCUCAUUUGAGACCAGCAAUCAGCGUCCGCACUAUUUCAAUAACUCUGGUCAAUCUGUAGAAUCUGUCAAUGAUGGCUUCAGCUCCUACCUGAGAGAAAAACCUCCACUUACCCGCUCAGACAGUGGAAAUUCUGAAGACAACUACGUACCUAUGAAUCCUGGCUCCUCCACCUCCCCUCUCAACGCUGCCCUGGCUGACAGCCCCAAGAACAACUAUAUUCCCAUGAGUCCUGGUCCACACCACUUUGACUUCCCAGGAUUCUCUGCCACUCUGCCAGCCAGGAAAAGCAGUACAGCGUCGAUGUGCUACAGACCGGGCCGUGUGAGUGACGUCACGCCUCCACCAAUCAACCGCAACCUUAAGCCCAACAGAAAAGUAAAGCCAUCACCUCUGGACCUGAGGAGCAAUGGCAUCAUUGAUGAGCUUCCUUUUAAGAGCCCUGUUACCUUGUCCUGGAGUAGACCUGUGCCUGUUAUGAACUCCAUCUCCUCACAACACUGUCGACCCAUCUCCACUCAGAGCAUCACCAGCACUGAUUCUGCAGACAGUGAGGAAAAUUAUGUGGCAAUGCAAAACCCAGCAUCUACCUCGCCAGCGGUGAGUGGUACCAGCAGCCCUGCUUCUAGGAAAGGUGGUAAUGUCGACUACUUGGCCCUGGAUUUCCAGUCUGGCUCCCCUGGUCCACACAGAAAGCCUUCCACGUCUUCCGCGACAUCAGAUGAGAAGGUUGACUAUGUCCAGGUAGACAAGGAGAAGACGCAGGCCCUUCAGAACACCAUGCAGGAGUGGACGGACGUCCGGCAGUCCAGUGAGCCGGCGAAAGGCAUUAAAUCCUGACAGAGUGCUAACAUGCUAAUUCUGGCAGCAAGAUGAAACACACAGUGCAUGUGGGCCUCCUUAUCACUUCAUUUUCCAUCAGACUGGUGUGCCAUGACAUGAGGGAUUUUUCUUCCUUCAGCAAAACACAAGAUUCAGCAGGACUUUAAGCGAUGUUAUUAAAUGGAACCCAAAGCCAUAACAAACCCUUGGUCUUAUGAGGGGAAAAAAUAGCCAUCACUCAUCAAGGAACUGCCUUGCUUGUUAACUAUGAACAGAGAUUAAUCCCAUAAUUUUUACAAUCAUGAUCUAUCAGUAUGGGAUACAUCAAAAAUGUGCUUCAAUAUGCACAUAAAAUGCCUUGUGUCUUAUAAAUUGUUUGUUUAAAAAGAUUCCCUUCUAUACAAAUGCUUCAUACAUAUACGAGAUGCAGUCUGAUGUGUUUCCAAACACUUUCCUUUUGCUGUUCCGACAGCUGACAUCAUGCCAAUGAGACAAUGACAAAGGCAAUGUUUUAUUGACUAUACCAUCUAACCACACACAGAGCAUGAUUAAAAAUAUUCAGAUAUGCAGCUCUUUGACACAAAGGCCUUCUCAAGUACAGCCAGUAAAAUAAUGGCAUUAUAAAUCAAGCGACUAGAAUUGUUGUAAAUUUACUAAUAUUAGCUUGUUGAUAUGUUGUGUUAGUUAGUUAGCACUAUGAUGAAGAAUGAUGAAGCUAUGGCAGAUGGAGAUUAUGUUAAAAUAAACAGGAGCAUCCAACUUAACAUGAAGAAAGCAUUAGAUUCAUUUUAGUCAGGCUAGAAAAUAUAUUAAUUCUUGAGAAGUUCAUCACUGGAAAAAAAGCAGAUAAUUUAAGCCACAAGCUCUCAUUCUAAGGAUCUGAACGUAAAUGCUGCUUCCUCUGAAAAAGAAAAAAAUCAGCCACCUCACAGGAUAGAGGUCUGAUGUAGUGCCACUAUCUGAUUCUGUUUAGUGCUCCAUAUAUCUGUAUCUGUAUUUAAACCAGGAGUGGGCGUGGCCUAAACUCGACAGGGUUUUCUUUCUUUGUUUUUUUUUUUUUUUUUUUUUUUUUUUUUUUUAAAAGAACCAUUAUGCCCCUGGAAACACUGGAAAACACUGGGAGGGAAACCCAGACGUAAAGUUGCCAUGACUGUCAGCCAGUCCCUCGACCUCUGUUACAUCACUUGAGUUUAUAAUUGGUGUCAACUAGAGAGGUGUGAAGGAUCUUUUUUAAUCCUGAAACUCCAUUUCCCAAAAUGUAAACAAACUAGUAUAAACAAACCACUGCAACCCUGACCAGGCAGUUACUAAGGAUAAAUAAAUGCCGCACAUUCAUUUUAAUGGUCUUUGCUUGUCCCACAAGCAUCGUAUCUGACCACUCUCUCUUGUCCACACAGAAAUUAAAACAAAACAUAGUGCUCCUCCUAUUCGUAUCUGAAAUUGUAUCUGUUUAUAAUGCAUUAUCUGUUCAUUCUAAAUAAUGUAUACAUGCUCUGUUAUAUCCCCAUCAUAGAUUGAUUAUAUAUCAAAUAACCAUUUCCUAGCCCUAGGUAAAAACAACCUAUAUAAGUUAAUACUCCUAAGUCUGAUGUAAUUAUUGUCCUGUGCUAACAAACAUAAACAAGCUGAAAUUAGCAUGUUUAAGGAUAGUCACCAAAAUUCAUCAAAAACAAUUUUACAUUAGGGAAUGAUAGAGAUAUUACACAUGCAAAAUUAUGUAUAUGAACAGAAGGCAAACCAUGUAUUCACCAAUUCAAUAAUGAACGUAUAUUUGUACAAACCAUCACAGAUUUGUGUAUAUAACAAUUUACAAGACACAAGGUGCAGAUAGAUUUAUCUGUGAAUAGCGAAACACAUUUUGAGAUGUCUCACUGAUUAUUCAUGAUUCACACAUUUAUCAAUGCCACUAAUCUCUCCCCUUACCCUUGUAAACUGAUGACUCAUGUUUGAAAGAAAAUACCAAACCUCAGACAGUGCAGUUGCAGCAUGAGUUGCAUGCAGUUGCCUUUUUAUUUGGGAGUGCAAUAUGGGCCACAGAUAUCAUUGAUUGGUGGAAAGUUAUCUCUAGUGCAGUGUUAUCAAUACUAACAAAUGGGCACUGCGUGAAAUUUAAACAACUGUUCUUUUCAGAGUUGAGUGAGCUUACAAUAACAGCUUUCCAGUCAAACUGAAUUGCAGUCUGACUUGUAUUGAUUCUGGGAAAACAGAAGCCUGAAUAACAUUAUCAGUGGCUGAGCAAACAUGAGACUCAGCGAAAAAAUGGCAAAACGUACUGGUGUAUGGUGUAAAGAACAAGCUUUUCAAUUUAUAAAACUAUAUUCAAGCUAUGUAGCUGAGUUGUGUAUUGAGAGAUCCACCCAUGCAGAUUUAGCUUAGCUGUGCAUGUUCGGUCAGGAAGAUGAUGAAAACAGAUCACGCAUUCUCUCUGUAGAGACUUAGCAAUAAAUUGAAUUCGCUUGUCCUUGCCAAAUGUUCUGCUAGUGGACAAAUUUAUUUCUUUCAAGCGAUUUUGGUUUUCAGCUAUGUAUCAGAUAAGAUAUAGAAAAAAUACAGUAAAUAUUGAAGUGGUUCUCAAGGUUAUUAUGACUUGAUAUGUGUAUAUUUUCCUCCAGGAUUCACGGCCAUAUUUAUUAAAGGGUGCAAUUGUGUGCCAGCUGAAGUGCCACACUAGUCUGUAUUCAUCGGAGGUUAAAAGAUGCGUUUUUGAAAAUGACAUAGAUUCAUUUUUAUAGUUUUUUUUUUAAAAACUUUUUUUUUUUAAUAAAAAUUUUUUUAUUAAAGGGUUUUUAUUUGCAUAGAAUACAUCUCUGGUAUUUCUAGUCUGCAGGAUGGCAGCAGUGGACCAACAGUAAAGCACUGUUACUGACCUACUUGUCAUUCCAGUCAAUCACUUUUGGUGCAGCUCCAUGUAAACUCGGUGAACUCCAGAUUAAUAUGAGGUCACGACUGUGCAUAAGUGUGACAUUACUGUGAAAUGUUAAACAGACAAGUAUUUUGAAACGAACCAGGUGAAUUAGUUACAGUUGUACUGUCUUGGAAAGGAUGAAUUGGAUUUACUGCAGUAGUGAAGAGUGUUACUUUUUUAAAGGGUAGAAAGCGGUUCCAACGAGUCAUUAAUCUUUCACUGUUAAAUGCAUUACUUUCUGUGUAAAAACUCUACAUGCAGUUUCUAUUUAAAACCACUGUCAUAAAAAGCCUUUAGAUUUCACAGGUGAUGAAGAAAUGGUUACAAUCACAAUGUAUAAAGAAUUCAUUACAGAUUUUCAGGAAAAGUUUUGGUUUCAAUUUUGAAUAGUACACUUUUAGAACGAAGGGUUCCCCAAUGGUUCUACUUGUGAGGUUCUACUGUAAGCUACUUUUGCAUAUUUAACACACUCUGUUUAGGGUUCUACACAGAAUGUUUAUGGGUUCCCCCAGAAAAACAAACAAGCAUCUUCAAGUUUUCUAGAUUUAAACUUUUUUUCUAAAAGCACAACCUGUAAUUUCCAAAAUCUAAAUUUACAUGUCAUUUAAAGAUGUCAUAUGACAUUAAGAUGAGACAUUGGAUGUUUUUGCCAAUUGAAAAUGAAUAUGCGAGUCCUAUUGACAAUUUAAUUACAUAUACAUAAUCUUUGCUUUCCAUCAAGGCUAUUUCCUAUUUAUUAUUAGAUAAACACUCCAUGUGAAGCCUCGCUCUAUAAUCCAGAUCCUCCUUUACUUUGAUUUGAGAUUACAGCAUUUUGUCAGCAUGGAUUAUGGGGCUACCUUUUUGUAACACUGAUAUUGGAAACCUUUGGAGAUGUACUUCUGUGGUAACGGUGCACUGGCAUUGCCCUUCAGCAUUCUGUGAUUCCUAGCUGAAGGGCUGCAAGACUGAAAUCAGUUAUUCCCCAUGCCUUUGUCUGUGCUAAAAGUGAAAUGUGUAAUGUGCUGUCCUGGGAGAGCAUGUGUAAGUGAACUGAAUAUCUUUGUUGUGUUAGUGUGUAUGCUGUAGUGUGUUGGAUGACUUGCUCUCUGAGCUCGAUAGAAAAAAAUGUUCAGCUUUUCUUUUUACUGAGUUCUCUUAAGUAAUGUACACUUUGUCUUAUUUCUACUAUUACUGUAAAGCCUUUAUAUCCAAUUGCUUGUGAAUUAAUUUAUUAAUUUAUUACGUGUCUUUACGGAAGAAAAACCUUGUAAGAAUGACAGUUUGCGGCUCUACUAACAUUAAUUUAUGCUACGCAUCUUUAUCUUUGUGAAGCAAUAUGCCAAGUAAAGCCAGUAAAAUGGUCUAAUGUGGUACUUUUGGGAUACAAAAAAAUAACAUUGUUAUUCCAUGAUAUUAUAUCCUCAGAAUGUUGACCAAAAUAAACUUCAGUGCAAACACAA